AAUAUUCGCUCUCACGAGCAAGUCGUUUUUAACUAGUGGUAUUGAAUUAUUGAUUUAUUCAUUUCCUCCAGUUCGGGGGUCUAUAUAAAUUAAAGCCAGGCAAGGCCAUCUCCUCCAAGCUACCCAGGGAGCCCCGGCAGCCAUCCUCUCGGGGUUUAGCAUUGAGAUAGAUCCAUAUGGCCACCAGCAGCCCCGUCGCUCUGAUCUCGCAGGUGCAGCAGCGCAAGCCCCGGCCAUACACCCCAAGCCUAUGGGGUGACUUCUUCCUCCACCACAUCCCAUGCACUCCAUCACAGCUCUUCUCAAUGAAGAAGAAGGCACAGAUCAAGAAGGAAGAAGUGAGGCAGAUUAUAUUAGAAACCCUUGCCUCCUCCAACCUGGUUGAGAAGAUGGAGCUCGUCGACACGCUUCAACGGAUUGGGGUGGACUACCACUACAAGAAGGAGAUCAAUGAUUUGCUUUGCUACGUCUACAACGACAAAGAUGGAGGCUCUAGCAAUCUCUACAUCACCUCACUGAGGUUCUAUUUGCUCAGGAGUCUCUUCAGGUACAUAAGAUCAUCAACUACAAGUAAUGUGUUUGAGAAAUUUAGGGAUGAGCAAGGGAACAUUACAAGUGAUGAUAUCAGUUGCUUGCUGAUGUUGUACGACGCUGCGCAUCUGAGAACUCAUGGGGAGGACAUACUUGACAACAUUAUCACUUUCAACAAGAGCCGCCUCCAGUCUCUACUGCUGGGAAAUUUGGAGCCACAGCUACAGGAGGAAGUCCAGUGCAGUUUGGAGACACCUCGGUUCAGGCGGGUCAAGAGAGUGGAGGCAAGGCGCUACAUCUCAGUAUAUGAGAAAAAGGCUACACGGGAUGGGACCAUACUGGAAUUUGCAAAACUAGACUACAACAUCUUGCAAGCUAUCUAUUGUGAUGAGUUGAAAGAACUUACAGUAUGGUGGAAAGAUUUCCAAUCACAAACAUAUCUGAGCUUUGCACGGGACAGAAUGGUGGAGCUACAUUUUUGGAUGCUCGGAGUGGUUUACGAGCCCUAUUAUUCAUAUUCAAGGAUAAUGAUGACAAAGUUCAUCGUAUUUGCAUCCUUGCUCGAUGACCUUUAUGACAACUAUAGCACCACAAUGGAGAGCAAUACCUUCACCAUGGCCAUGCAAAGGUGGGAUGAACAAACCACAGAACAGCUUCCAGCAUACUUGAAAGCACUCUUCAUCAACAUAUUAAACACUACAAAUAAGAUUGAGGAGGAGUUAAAACUUAUGAAAAACAAGCAUGCUGAUUUGAUCAAAAGACUGGUGAUUGACACUGCCAAAUUCUACCAUGCUGAGGUUGAAUGGCGUGAUGAACACUACAUACCAACUAGUGUCGAAGAACACCUCCAAAUUUCCACCCAUAGUAGUGUUUGCAUGCAGAUAACAAACCUUGCGCUCAUUUCGCUUGGAGACGUGACUACUAGGGAGGAUGUUAAUUGGGCUCUCACCUUCCCCAAAAUCAUCAGAGGUGCUUGUAUUGUGGGGCGUGUUGGCAAUGACAUCGUGUCACAUGAGCGUGAACAAACUUCAGAGCAUGUCACAUCCACGGUGCAAACUUGCAUGAAGGAAUAUGGGGUGACAGUAGAAGAAGCCAAUGAAAAGCUUAGAAUUAUAAUCGAAGAAGCAUGGAUGGACAUCGUCGAAGACUGCCUUGAGCAAAAACGUCCCAUGGUACUUUUAGAGACAGCCAUCAACGUUGCAAGAACAAUGGAUUUCAUGUACAAGCGUGAAGACGCAUAUACCCUCUCAUUCAGCCUCAAGGAUGUUAUAACUUCAAUGUACGUCAACUCUGUGUGAGCUUGUUGAUCUAGCAUUAGUAAGCAAUACUUUUUUUAUGUUUGUGGAUUGGCAUAAUGUCUGCUGAGGGUACAGUUAACUCCUAGAUUAUGAAAACAGUUGUAUUAUCCUAUUUACGUGUAUUGGGGUCAAAAUAGAGCCUUUGCGGUUAUUUCUGAAACAUUA
This is a messenger RNA of Sorghum bicolor (sorghum), 1994 nucleotides long. RefSeq names its product (E)-beta-farnesene synthase. Lineage: Eukaryota; Viridiplantae; Streptophyta; Magnoliopsida; Poales; Poaceae. The transcript has 7 exons. The coding region runs from base 177 to 1829 and encodes 550 amino acids. Gene Ontology annotation, molecular function: magnesium ion binding; terpene synthase activity. The record is from RefSeq and is a predicted model, not a curated record. Gene Ontology annotation, biological process: diterpenoid biosynthetic process.